Molecule: messenger RNA, 471 nt
Organism: Anopheles maculipalpis
Lineage: Eukaryota; Metazoa; Arthropoda; Insecta; Diptera; Culicidae
Exons: 2
Coding region: 1-471 (156 amino acids)
Source: RefSeq, a predicted model, not a curated record
AUGGCGUUCAAAUUUGCUGCAAUCCUAGCUCUUCUCGCAUGCACCAAAGCCGAUUACGUGCCAACCGAUAUUGAUCUUCCAUACACAGAAGUUUUCGGUUACGGAUCAACCAUUGCAUCGUCAGCCCUUGCCCAUGGUUCGGUUCUGUCUGGAUAUUCGCCAGCAGCUCAUCUUGCUGAGCCGCUCGCACGAGCAUCUCAUCUGCAGGUGGAGGCUCCUCUGCUGAACAGCUUCCUUACUUCAACACCGCUGUCAUACGGUGGGCCUGGCGCACUGCCUGCGGGUAAAACUACACUCACCAAAACGCUAGUGUCUACUCCAACGUACGUCACUAGCCAUGUGUCGAACCGAGUGCACACACACGAACCGACCAAUCUUAUUAACGACCAUGGCUACGGGUAUGACAAGAAUGUUAUCAAUGCUGCUGGAUACUAUGGCGCUCAAAGUGCUCCCUUUGGGCAUGUGUAUUAA